Molecule: messenger RNA, 2924 nt
Organism: Folsomia candida
Lineage: Eukaryota; Metazoa; Arthropoda; Collembola; Entomobryomorpha; Isotomidae
Exons: 11
Coding region: 235-2787 (850 amino acids)
Biological process (GO): proteolysis
Molecular function (GO): serine-type endopeptidase activity
Source: RefSeq, a predicted model, not a curated record
UUUUACAGUAAGUCACUGACGACAGGGCACAGAUUUAACCGUAUUUUACCGUUGUCUGAAAACUUUGUUUCGCUGUUCUCAAAUUGUAUACUGCUCGAUUAAACUUUCGUAUACAUUUUUGCACAGUAGUAAAAAUUUCAAACAAACUUGAAGCACAAAAUCCUCGUAAAAUACGUAUUUUUCAUAAUUAAUUAAAUAGAAUAAUAAUACUAUUUUGUCAAUGAAAUACAGAAAAUGAUUGCAGAAAAAGUAUCAAAAGUUUUAUGUUUCUUGUUUGUGAUUUAUUUAUCAUGUAACUCAGUCUUUGCAGAUCAACCAGAAUCAAGUACACACAGAGCGGUACAAGUCAGAGACCCGAAGCAACUUUCUGGUUUUUUUGAGUGGUUGUUCGGACCUCAAGUGACAAAGAGUACGAAGGAGGUCAAGGGAAUUGCAACGUCCCCUCCAAUUAUUUAUCAGCAACUGACUCGAUUUAAAGACAGUUCACACCACCAACCACACAAAAAGGUCUCCACCGACCCUCCUCCUAAUCAUCCAUUGGACAGAGCAGAAGUUCAAGUGUAUCAACCUCCAGUCGUGGCAACAGCUAAUGAAACAAGUCUCUCCACUUUAGAGCAACGCAACAAUUCUUUCAACUCUAAUUCCACGCAAUCUGUCCUGCCCAGACCGAAGCCAAGAAAAAUCAGAAGCGAACCUGCCAACGACUUUCGUCAAAUCCAAAUAACAGAUAUCCAACAUGCUGUCGGGGCCGAAAUCAAUGAAGAUGACCUCAACUCAGACCCAGCACAAGUUAACCUUCAGGAGGAGUUGGAAGCUAUUGAUCGGUUAGAGAAAAAUUUGACCGACAAUUCCAUGAGAGCGAAACGGGAUGCAUCGUCAUCCAAAUUUCGCCAGCUGAACAUUCCUUAUGGCCACGAUGUGUCAUCCAGUAAUCGAAUCAAUACAUUAAGCAAACGACAGUUAUUACUUUCACCUGGUGAGCAACAAAUGUUCGCUCUCAGACAACAAGAAUUGGCAGCAGCAGCUAUGCUCCAGCAGCAACCGCUCCUCAGUCGCUAUAAUAAUCGAUACAUAGACGACUACUACGAUGACGAUUCGUCCUACGAGGACUCGGACGAGUAUUAUGACAACUUCAACAGGAAUGGACUUCAUCCAAUCAUGCAAGCAAUGCGACAUGGCGUGCGGAUUCCGCCAAUCCAUCAUCCCUACGGAAUUGGUAGGCGAAGUCUGCCCGAUGACCAAGGCCUAGCAGGCGGCCAUGCUUCCUCCUCUUCGCGUGCUAAACAAGGAAGAGGGAAUUCAAAGCUGUCCAAAACUAUGGGGGUCAGAGGAGAUUCGUCAUAUCUUGGGCCCAUUUCUAAAGCAGGUCGGUGGGGUACGAUUGAAGAUUAUGAUUUGAGCUCUGCUCCAAAUAAGCUGACAUCGAGAAAUGGAAUGCCUUCUCGUUCCGGAGGCGGUAGUCGAAGUGGUGAAAGCGUGGGAGAAAAGCACAAAGAGAUCUUUAGUGCUGCUGAGAAUAGGCGAAACAUGGCGAAAGGGAGAAGCGAGCUGUUGGGGAGACAGGAUUCACAAGACGUGAAUAUUUCAACCACCUCCAGCCCUGUUCCAGCAGAUAUCACCACGACUGAAAUUCCCUCGGAGGGCAGUGUGACAGAAAGCCCUACCCCUGCAGCAACUAUCCCUGACCCUGAUGAAACCGAAGAAACACCGGGUGAGCAUGAGGAACAGACCCCGAUUUCAGAACCGACUACUACUCCCAUUCCCAGCUCAACAGCAGACGAAUCUGAAGAAGAGACGUCAACCCCGGUUUCAAGCUCGUCACCACCCACUCCAGUAAGCGAAGCACCAUCGACCCAAGUAUCAGAAAUAUCAAAACCGAAGCCGACUAUCACCACUACGACUGUGAAACCACAACCGGCUAACCUCCCUCCAUAUCACCAAACCCUAAAUUGCCGAUGUGGAAUGCAAAGCGUUCGAGGUCAUGACAUUGGCGAGAAUACAAUUAUUCGAGCUAUGGUGAAUCCAUGGUUGGUGGCCGUUCGGACAAAAAAGAAACAUUUGUGUUCGGGCAGUAUCAUAAAUAACAAGUACAUCCUGACUUCGAAGAGCUGCGUCAAAGGAGCGAGAGGCCUAAUUGCUACCGCUGGGAUAGGUUCCGGGAUUCCCAAAAAUUUCUCCAUUAUCCACGUCAAUGAACACUCCACGAGGAACAUUGCGUUGUUAAGAGUAAAGCCUGCAAUCUCCCCUAAUUUUGCCAUGAGACCGAUUUGUCUUCCCAUCAGUGAAAGCAGCGAGAGAAACAUAAAUACAGGAACGGGCAUUCUCGUCACUUUCAAAAAGAGCUCGUUGAGAGGCAGCUCAGGGUUGCAAUUGGUGCAGACAGAAGUUCCAAUGCUAAGUAGCGCCAAGUGUACCAACUCUCCAGGCGGCUCAGCAGGGUCCAGAAAUAUCUGUCCUGGACCCCCUGGCACCAUGAAAUGCGGGGGAGAUUCUGGUGGAAUUCUCCAAAUGUAUCAGAAGGGAUACUCGUACGAACAAAUCGGCGUUGUUUCUACAACUGUGGGAUGCAGAGCACAUAAAACACCGGGAGUCUACACAGAUCUCCGAAAGAGUGUAAAGUGGAUUUUGUACAAUACUAAGGACGCCAGAUACUGUCGCAAACCAAGGGUGACUGCACAAGACUUGAUUAACACCAAGAAAACCGAGGUUGAGUCAAAUGUCUCCGAGUGGGAGGAUGAGGAAAUUGAGGAUUCGAGUGACGACAUUGAGGCAGAUGAUGAGGAAUGAGCGAUUCGUUUCCAUUUUCCCUGAUCUUUCUAGGCAGCCGUGCUAAAUAUAUUUAUAGUUCUCUAUUGUAGAUAUUUCUAUUUAUUGUCCAUAUGAGUGAAGUUAAUAAAUCACAAUGCCAAGAUUCUCGAACCACA